Messenger RNA from Aureobasidium pullulans EXF-150, 663 nucleotides. RefSeq lists its product as uncharacterized. NCBI's taxonomy places the organism in Eukaryota, Fungi, Ascomycota, Dothideomycetes, Dothideales, Saccotheciaceae. The coding region runs from base 195 to 506 and encodes 103 amino acids. The record is from RefSeq and is a predicted model, not a curated record. The transcript has a single exon.
GUUGCUGAGAAACUACAGCGCGAGGUGCAGAAGCGUGGAACCACAAUACAGGGUGCAGUACGCGGAGUAGAGACGUUGGGUGCUUGGGCUGGAGCUUCGCUGGUCGCCAGUCUCAAAGUCGACGCUGCAUUCGAGAUCAAAAGGGAUGACUUUCUCAAAAACGGUCUUAGCUCACUAGGACAUACAUUCUAGAAAUGCGCAAAAUGACAAAGCUAUUUCUUGCUACAUCCUUCAUCACAUAUUCAUGUGAGGGCCCCAACACACAAACAUUACAUAGUACUCCGAGCGGAGAUUCAAUGAAGCAAAAGAAGAAACAAAAACGUACAGCAGCAGGGAUUCCCACGUGGUCACCCACCGUAGUACUAAUCUGCCGUUCAACUGCUUAUGUAUGGCAGAGCGGACGGGAUGCCCAGUUUUCAGCUGACUGUGGCCGUACGUGCAUGUAUGCGAAAUUCGACCAGCUAUAUCCUUAUCAGAUACUGCGCUUCGGUGAAAGUAAUCACUGACAGGAAAAUGGUCGGCAGUGAUGUCAAGAGAUUAUGCAGUUUGCGAACGGCUCAUGUUACGAUGUGUCAUUUGGAAUGUUGCAGAAGCAAAGCGCAUGAUGCCUCUAGGCUUGAGGAUCGUAUGAGAAGACUCAACAUCAAACUCAGGCGUUGAUGU